GGGGGGGGGCAUUUCGGGGGAUCCGUCGCUCCCUCAAGAACGAAGAACCGUACUGUAACGUUAUAAUUAGAACACAGCAGUGAAACAGACACAAAAAUAGAAAUACACUUUUUAACCAUGGCUAGCAUAUAAAACGCUCGGAUUCGUACAUUUUUUUUAGUUUAAUUAAAGUCAAAGUUUGUUUUUAAAGUGAUUCUUGUAAAGUGAUCCGCGCCGAGAGGAGAGACAGAAUUCGGUUUUCGACUCGGACGGUCCAACGUUAUCGCCAUUACGGAAUUAUGUGAAAAAAAAUGAAAAUGCAGUUGUUAAAGGCGUUGAUUUGAAAUUAAGUCGAUUUUAGUUACACGGGAGUGAGCCGGGGUGAAAAAACUGUCGCGUUCGAGUUACGUCCUUCCGACUUUCUACGUGAGGCCGACGUCAAAAUUCCAAAAAAGUCUUAACCUUAAUUGAUUUUCCUGCUUUAUGACCAAGGUGCUGGUUACACCAUGUUUUGGAACAACAAUCUCUCUUCGCCGUCAAUCGACACAGUCCUUGUCAAACAUGAUUUGAAACUUGGCGAAAUUUUAGACCAUGAAAACAUCAUUCAAGACCUUCGGAGUCAAAAUAAAAAAUUAUUGGAGUUUAUUACAAGGGCAGAUGUAUUGAAUGAUCUGGUUACUUUAGUGACUGAAGAGCCUAGUCUCGAAUUGGAUGAGAAUGAGCGUUACAGGUGGCCGAACUUGGCCUGUGAAGUCUUGACAACUGAUGUACCAUUGCUUAACGAAUGCCUUUCCGAAAAGGAUCUCUUAGUUAAACUAUUUUCUUUUUUUGAAAGUGAUCCGCCCUUAAAUCCCCUCUUGGCGUCUUUUGUGAGCAGGACAUUGAGUCUAUUAAUUAGUAGAAAGAUAGAUCAGAAUUGGUACUCGUACCAACUUACUUGCCUUAAAGUUUUAGAAUUUUUAAAAUCCACUGAAAACAGCUCACAGUUACUUUUAAAACACUUAGGCACAUCGGCAAUCAUGGAUUUAACACUUAAACUCCUGACUCAAAUUGAAGGAGAUGCCAUGCAAAAAAAUCUGCUUGAUUGGAUAGAGAGUGUACACUUAGUGGAAAAUAUAGUUGCCUUGUUUCACCCAAGUGUUGAUGCUGACCGACAAGUCAAUGCAGCUCAGCUUUUAUGUGAUACUAUUGAAAAAUUAAGAGCAAAUGAAAUUCCAGCUAAUGAAUACACAGUUUUAAACCACAUUCAAUCGCCUGAAGUAAUUAAAAAGCUUUUAUGCAACAUGUUUGAUGAAGAUGAGAUAUCAGAAAGCAGCAUUGCAGGAGGGAUUUCUGUAUUGCUUACUCUUCUAGACACUUCCCCUGUGGAAUCAAAUGUGAUCGUGUAUAGAGAAAACCCUGAGUCCUAUGAUUCAGUUAAAACUUCCAACCCUGUUUUGCCCGAAGUCAUUUCCGUCAUUGUUCCAUAUUUGCCUAAACUUCACAAUUUGCUCAUAAAUCCACCAAAGAAAAAUCCUAUUAAAUUAGCCUGUGGUUUGAUAGAGCCCCCUUUAGGUACUACACGACUGGCUGUGAUCAAAUUAAUUUCCGCACUUAUUGCAACAAACACUCUUGAAGUCAAUGAGAUGCUCGAUAAAUUGAACACUGUUCAAGUUCUUUUGGAUCUCUUUUUUCACUAUACUUGGAAUAACUUUUUGCAUACCGAGGUAGAUAAAUGUUUGGCGUUUGCCAUCAACUCCCCUUUGGCCCAAGAAACCAAUCCGCUUAUAACAAACAUAUUUGUUAAAUGUCAGUUACUUAAGAGGAUUCUAAAGGCAUGGGAAGACAACGAACUCGACCAGGGUAAAGGAGGUAAGAGGAGAGGCUACAUGGGCCAUUUGACAAACAUCGCCAACUCUAUUGUCAACCAGAAAGACGGAAAUUUGCAAGUUUUCCUCAAACAACAUGUUGACGAUGACACUAUGAACCUAUGGCAGAAUUAUGUCAACGGCACUUUACAGCCCAUAAACAAAGUCCACCAAAGAUACCUUGGAGGAGUUCAUCCAGCUCAGAAUGUCAACUCUGAUGACCAGUCUCAUUAUAGGAACAUAGUUUUCUCAAGCGAUGCAGUAAUGGACUUUAACAAUUCUUCCAACUUCAACGACUCAGUUGGCAUCGAUAAAGAUGAACUCACAAGUUUUGAUGAGAUGGAAGGAAGGGAGAAACAAUUCUCGGAUUUGUGCACAAAGAAAGACUUUAGUUUAGAUGACAUGAUGAGGCAAUCGUUUAUGUGUGAUUUCAACCCUUGGCAACAGGCUGAAACAGGAGAUUCGUCUGUGAAUGACGGUUGGGCCGAUUUUGCCAAUGUUAUCGAACAAAUAAAUUGCGAGCCAGAUUUUAAAAAUCACGUUGAUGAUGAAGGUGACAGUAAAGAAGAGAAAAAUUGCAAAGAGAAUCAUGUAAUCAUGGAAGACAAGUGUGAAGUUGAAUCUGGUGACCUGGAUAAAAAAAGCGACAAUAAUGCAAAUUUAAAUAAUUUUAAUAAAGACGCCCCAAACCAUGAGGAAGAGCUUAUUGACAACUUUAGGUAUUUAUCAAAGCAAGGAAUGAUGUCUGAAAUACCGGAAGUUCCUCAAAGUCAAGGUGAUGGUGUAAAUAAAUCUUGUAGUGAUAGUGUGCCUCAGCAAAGAGUAGAGGAGAGCAUGAAAGCAGAUGCUCCUCAAGAUCCUGUGUGAUACUUGUUGAAAGAUUAUUCUUGUGCUAACUGCAUAUCACCUUUGUUAAACCCUGUGAUCAAUUCCUAUUAUACUUUUAUGAAACUGUACGUUAAAUGUUUUUUUCUUAGGGUAUUAGGUAUUUAAAGAAAAAUAAUAAAAUCAAGAGCCGUGAUAUACUUUCAAAUUGGAACAGGUUUUUCCUUUUGAUUUCCAUCCACCGUUGGUUUAUUGCAAAAUGAUCGGAGAAUGUGCAAAUAAGAUUUAUAAUUAUAUAAUAUUUCUUAAUAUACAAAUUUAUUAAAAUAGGGUUGUAUAUAAUAUUGAUCUUUCCUUGAAACCAAUUAUACCAUCAAUUGUUAAAAUUUAUUGUUAUUAUUUAUUCAACCACAGAAAACAAUUGUAGAUAAAUAAAUAUGGUGAUGGCAAUAUCAAGUGA
Cimex lectularius (bed bug) is the source of this 3111-nucleotide messenger RNA. It is a transcript of the gene fmt, whose product is annotated as serine/threonine-protein phosphatase 6 regulatory subunit 3. Gene Ontology annotation, cellular component: cytosol; nucleus. The coding region runs from base 486 to 2693 and encodes 735 amino acids. The record is from RefSeq and is a predicted model, not a curated record. Gene Ontology annotation, molecular function: protein phosphatase regulator activity; protein phosphatase binding. NCBI's taxonomy places the organism in Eukaryota, Metazoa, Arthropoda, Insecta, Hemiptera, Cimicidae. The transcript is spliced from 18 exons.